Spirodela intermedia is the source of this 1629-nucleotide messenger RNA. NCBI's taxonomy places the organism in Eukaryota, Viridiplantae, Streptophyta, Magnoliopsida, Alismatales, Araceae. The record is from the annotation of a GenBank genome assembly.
AUGGAGCCAGAGAUCAUAGAGGCCGAGAUCUUGUUGCCUCCUGCUCUGAGCUUCAAGAAGAUACAGAUGUCAGAGAAAUACCCCAAGGGGCAGUCAAGAAGCCGGCACUGGAAGCACCUGAAGCAGAUCCUCCAGGCUGAAAAUUUCCAGGCCUACUCGCCGGAGGAACCGAACUGUGAGUCGGCAUGCUCGAAGCUCACAUCGAAAAAAAUGGUUUCCAUGAAAAAUAUUACCUUAAAAUUGGUUUUUUUCCGCAAUACCUGCAUGGGUUUGAUCAGUAUAUCGAUUUUAUUGUUAAGCUCUCUGCUCAUACAUAAUUUCUUCAAGAACAGGGUAUUCAUUCCAUUCCAGAACUCAUAACCAUGUCAAGUGAAUCCGUUUUUCACGAACUUCCAUGCUUCAUGACUGCCCAUUUUCUGACCACUGGUUCUUCCCAGUGUUCUUGAAGAAGAUCAUUGCCAAAAAAAAUGUGUCGGGUAUAGAUUUAAUUCUCAGGAAGAAAAAAAAAACAUGCAUAUCGAAUAUUAUCUAGUAGGCAUCGAAUCAGUCAGUGUGAAUCAUCCAGAAUGUAUGAAACUCCUGUCACUGUUCCUCAGAUUUUUGUGUUUUUUUCCUUCUGAAUUCGAACAGAUAAGCAGGAUGAACAUGUUCUUCAUGACUCCAUGGCCCGGUUUUCUAGGAUUUCUAAUAAUGGGAUGCCGAAAAUAUGUCAAAUAUUUUAAUUUGAUGAAGCGGGGUCGCUUAGCAUGCCAAAAAAGCUCAUAUUUUAUCUUCAUCGUGCUGAUUUUCUCCACAGAAGGAUAAAUUCUGCUUUUUUUUUCCUUUUUUUCAGACUUAAAUAUAGAAUCGCCUCCCUCUGCAUACCCACCGAAGAAAUUCUGCGAUAUCACGGGCUUUGAGGUAUGAAUUAGACUAGAAGAGCCUUGUGGUUUUUUUUUUAAAUCUUCCCCCCUUCUGAGUAAAUGAUCCUUGCUCGUGAGUCUGCGUGUGGAUGUUUACGGAUUGACUGUCUUGUGCUGCUUGGAUUCUUCAUCGGGAUUCUCAGUUGAUCUACUGUUCUUACUAUGAUUACCCUCCGUACUGUGAAUUCGGUCCUCUCUCUCUCUCUCUCUCUGUCGCUCUCCCAAUCUUUUCUAUGCUCGUCCUUGGGCUUGGUAAAUCCACUCUCUCUCACACACACACCCAAUCUCUUCUAUGCUCGUCCUUGGGAUUGGUAAACCAUCUCUCUCUCUCACCCAAUCUCUUCUAUGCUCGUCCUUGGGCUCGGUAAAUCCAUCUCUCUCUCGCUCUCGCUCGCUCUCUCACCAAUCUCCUCUGUGCUCGUCCUUGGGCUUGGUAAACCCAUCUCUCUCUCUCUCUCUCUCGCUCUCUCACCAAUCUCUUCUAUGCUCGUCCUUGGGCUUGGUAAAUCCAUCUCUCUCUCUCUCUCUCUCUCUCUCUUCCCCUGCAAAGAAAUUUUACUCGGGCGAGCCUCGAUCUUCUUCUUCGUCUGUGCAGGCUCCAUACGUUGACCCGAGGACCAAAAUGCGGUACGCGAAUGCUGACGUGUUCAAGCGCAUAAGGUAUCUCCCCGGCGACUCGAUCCAGCGGUACCUCUCCCUCAGGAACGCCGCCGUCGUCCUAAAAUAG